Messenger RNA from Elaeis guineensis (African oil palm), 788 nucleotides. NCBI's taxonomy places the organism in Eukaryota, Viridiplantae, Streptophyta, Magnoliopsida, Arecales, Arecaceae. The record is from RefSeq and is a predicted model, not a curated record.
CCAUAUUAUGGCGGCCAUCGAGAAGGAGUCUCCAAAGCAUCUGGACGGAGAGCGCUCAGAGGUCUCUCUGUAUCUUCUUCCAAGGCUUCUCUCUUUUGACGCAUUCGUUUCGGUGGUGCUCGCGCUUCCACCGCGUGCGCCGCGUGCCAAGCCCGAGUUACGACCGCACCGACACCGAUAAACGCACACAAAAAAACCCUGCCUCCUCUCCAUCGUCCUCCUUUCUGAACUCCCCUCGUUUGCUCUUCUUGAUUCUUGAAACUUGGAUGGCGACUGCGACGGAGAUUGGUAGUUUGGCGGCACGAAUCCGGCCGUCGUCGGGCGGCGACCAGGCCGGCCUUGCGUCCUCACGACGGAGUCUUGACCGGUCGCUCCUCCGAGCCGGAACGGUUUGCCGGGCUCCGCAGCCCGCCCGCUGGGGUCUUGUGGUGAGAUCCUUGAAGGCUACUGAAAGGAGCGGGCGCGCGGUGGAUGUUGUUGGCACGUCCAAUGGCCCCGUUAGCUCUGAGAUUUCGAACUCCUCUUUUGCCCUUCCAUCUACUGAGCAUAGCUUGGAGGAGACAAGGGUGGUGUCGAAUCCAAGAAGGAAGACAAAGAUAGUGUGCACAAUUGGUCCUUCCACGAAUACGCGAGAAAUGAUAUGGAAAUUAGCAGAAGCGGGAAUGAACGUUGCACGACUAAACAUGUCUCAUGGAGAUCAUGAAUCACACCAAAAGAUUAUCGAUCUGGUGAAGGAGUACAAUGCACAGUCCAAAGGCAAUGUUAUUGCCAUAAUGCUGGACACCAAG